AAGAAUUAUGCGCUAUUCAAUUUCAUUUUCUAAUAAUUAUUCAUAUUUUCAAUUCGAAAAUAUUAUAUAAGAUAAUAAUAAAAAAAAGUCUAUUUUUAGACUUUUAUAUGCAUUUACAUGCAGGUUCUAUAUACUUAUCUACAGAGAUCUCGGGACAACUAGCUUAGUCAUUUCAUUGUUAUUAUCCAAAUCUAUAGUUUAUGUAGAUUAUAUAAUCCUUCAAAAAAGGAAAACAAAUAAACCUUUCUCCUCCCCCCCUCAUCUAAUUAUAAUUCCAACACAAUUGACUACUCUCUAUUCUAACGCCUCCUAGUAGUCUAUUGUUAUAUAAUUUGCAGAAGUUUUCGUGCUGCCAGUGAACGCUUCCUUGUUCAUUUCUGUUUAAACUUUUUCUUCGAUUUUUUAACAAGAUGGUUCGAAGAGAACCUGAAUUUAGAAAACUGCUUUUUCAGACUGGAUUAGGAGGAAUAAGGAGCGAUAAAAGUUUGGAAUUAAGAAUACAAGAGAUUGGUAAUAAAACUUAUCUUGCUUCUUUCCAAACUGGUUCGAAUUUAACUAAUGAUGUAUAUCGGAAGAACGAAGAUGCUGUUGGAGCUUUAUAUUAUGUUUGUGUGGUCGUUGUCAUUUACGGAUUUGGUAUUAUAAUGAUGAUUGGAUCAGUUAUUAAUAAAGGCAAACAUGAUAAAUCUAUAUACAAAUAUAUUGCUGAUCUGGAUAAUUUGAAAAGGCUGGAAAAGAGGGAAGAGAAGUUUAAAACUCGCCUUCUCAUGCAAAAGAGAAGAAUCCCGUUUAGGCCUACGUCAUCAACAUCCCAAGCGAUAUUACCGAUUAAGAAAGAAGGCGGGAAGAAAAACCCUUGGGAGGAUAUCGCUUCUGGCUCACCAUCGAAAAAAAAGGAAAAUAGUGAGCGUCAAUGUACACCCGUCACUUGUUCGACGAGCGCUGAGGAGAAAAUUGGCCAACUGGACAAGAAAAGAGAUGACCCUUUUACCAUACAAAUAGAAGAUGAUGCGGAAACCGAGGAGAAUAGUUAUGGAGCAAACUUCUCAGGACUAGUAGCCGUUAAAGAAGAGGACGAUGAUGAGUACGACUAUGUUUAAACUAUUUAAGAAAAGGGAAUAAUUUAUUUCAGGUCAAAGCAUUAUUAGUUGAAUGAAUUUGUUUUUUAAUUAAAUUAGGUAACAAAUUAACUUAAUUUAAUACUCAUAAAGUGAUAGGAGAGAUUUUUUCUAACUAAUUGUGUUCUUAUUAAAGUCUCAAAACAUCAAUAUUCAUGAUUUAUUGUCUAAAAUAGAAAAGAAAAAAAAUUAUAGCUCAUCCCGAACGCCAUCUAGUAUCCAAACAUUUGUAAAAUAUCUAAAGUUUAUGGUGUUUCCCCAUAAACGUCUAUUUCAGUAUCGGAAGCUGCAUCAUUUAACUCUAAAACUACAGUUGACGAAGGACAUUCAUCAAUUGAUGUUGUUCGAAUUUCUAUAUUUUCACGUUGGCGAGGCGAUAUAAAGCAUGUUUCUUCCGUUUGUUCAUCUAAAUCUUCAAAACUUGAAAGCUGGUUUGGUUCUGAUAAAGCUACUCUUGCAUUUUUAACAACUCUUCCAUCAGUCCCUCGAAAUUCAGCUAAUUUAUUCGUCGUAUUCAACUGAAAAGCAACAAAAAAAACAAAAUUUAAUGAAUAUUCCCGAAUAGAGAGAUUUGUUUCAAUUGAUGAAAAUAAAGAUAAUCUUACAAGUUGUAAUUGCCUCUCUCUCUUUCUAACGAAUGCCAUCUCCUUUAGAUAAACAUUUAGCUUUCUAUCAAUCUUAUUUUUACGAAUGUGGGAUGCAAUCAUCAUAAUCAUUGAACAGGCGUAUAGCAAAAUAACAACAACAACGUAGUAGAGAGCUCCGACGUCGUCAUGUUCCUCAUUCUUUUUUUUGUUGAUGAAUUUAGCGACGAAGGUAGAAUUCCCUCUUGGUUCUAUUUCGAAUUCUAUCAUAGAAAAGGCCUUAUGCGGCGAUAUCGGGACUGAAAAAAGUGAUGCAGAAAAAAGGGCUCAUAAAAGGGUGUAAUUUCAUUACUUUACACAGCUUAUUAACAUCCUUUAGCUAAAUAAAUUUAAUCAGCCUAUCUUUUUACAACCAAACAGAAAGUUCUAUUUGCAAAUUUUUAACUUAGGUCUUAAAAAAAACAACUAAUUUAAACCUGAAAACGCUCCCGCCGUUCUCUUCCAGAAUCUAAUAUAAAACUAAACAUAAGAUAACUUUAUAUAGCUGUAGAAAACACGUAAACUAUGCCAAUAGGAAUACAUUUCUGUUUUCACGUUCAGAUUGUUUCUUACAGUUUUUGUAAUUUACUUAAAAUCUAUUCACAUUUUCCUCAAAUCAUAUUAGAGAGUCUUUUAAGAUACUUUUACCAGAGAGAUGCUUAUUUAUUAGCCUUAGUUAAACUCACUUUUCCCUACUAUGUUAUACGUUUUAGUAUACUUGUUAUUUGUGUCGUCGAGAUAGAUUUUCUAUCCUCUUAUAGAAGAGAAACUUGGUCAAUUUGUCCCAAAGUUUAUAAUGUAUUGUAUUUUACUAUUUGAAGGGCAAACUAUGAAAAUACAUUAAAUUGCACCUUACCUGGAAAGUUGUUUGAUAUUUAAAAUAGACUUUAUUGCUAUCGACUAUAUAGAUUUGCAAGAAGAGUAAAUUGAGAGAGGAAAGCAGAUUGUCUUUCCUGGAUAUGAAAGCCAGAUGACGUAACCUUACAAGGCUAUUUAUAGAGGUUAUCCACCUAAUACAGCGUCUAUAUAGUCUACUCUAAAGGCGUUCUCUAGAUACAAACUAUUUUGUAUUCCCUUCAACAAAAACAUUUUUCUAAUUUAAUUUUUCUUUUAUCGAUAAAUAAAUGAAAUAAAAUAUAAGAUAAAAAAUAACACUAUGACAAACUAACCUGUAAACAAA
Dimorphilus gyrociliatus is the source of this 2921-nucleotide messenger RNA. NCBI's taxonomy places the organism in Eukaryota, Metazoa, Annelida, Polychaeta, Dinophilidae. The record is from the annotation of a GenBank genome assembly.